Botrytis cinerea B05.10 is the source of this 2328-nucleotide messenger RNA. RefSeq lists its product as hypothetical. Bases 626 to 2056 code for a protein of 476 amino acids. Lineage: Eukaryota; Fungi; Ascomycota; Leotiomycetes; Helotiales; Sclerotiniaceae. The transcript has a single exon. The record is from RefSeq and is a predicted model, not a curated record.
GCAUUCCAAUUCACUUCAUUACCAAAUUUGAAUGCGAAUUUGAAUUACGGUGUCGCGUAUUGAUUCAGCCCAACAAUUCCUUUAAGUAGUCCACCGUUUUUCUCUCUCCAUGGAAUUCCAGAACAAUCUGACAAUUUAUCUCUUGACAAGUACGAUAAUUCUCUUGCUAUCAGAUUCUUCUCCUUCUCCUCUUUGACAACCCAACAACUCUUUCUCAACUUACAACCAUUUUGUCAUUAUUUAUCCAUAUUGAUUGUAGCACAAUCGCUCAUCUACUGUACGUAUGAGUAUUUCACAUAGCUCGAAAAAAGAUACUCGAACUCACCCAGGUGUCCAAAUUCCUCAUCAGUCCUGUUGUUUUUUCUAAUAGAGCUAUCUUUCCCCUCUUUCCUGUGGGCUGAAGUUGUCACGCGAGGAGCUCUUUAAGGCAAACAUCCUAUCACAAACGUACAACUCGCUGUCGUUGUAUAUGAUCUUUUUAUCAAAUAUCUACUAACACAGGUUCCACCAUAGAUAUCUUUAGAACGCGCCACCAACCCGAGUAUACCUUCUUUGCUUCCCAUCAUAUUCAAUACAAUCUUCCCAAAUCGUCAUCUACCAUUAGUCGAGAGCAAGCGAUCGCAACAUGGGAAAUAAGAAUGCCCGAGCAAAGAGAUCCUUUGACUUGCCAAAUUUGACUUUGCCCUCCUUGGUCGCAGCGGACGGCAUUUACGCAACAAAUGUAUCCGCGGUCACUAGCCCUAAAACUCCCUUGGGAUUUAAAUCAUUCCGCCAGGGAACUUUGAUCACCCCAAACUUUGAAGCUUUGGAUAAAGUAGCGCCGAAAUCGCUAUCUGCGACCUCGCCAGAGUUUGUCCCGGCACUUCCUCCCCAGAUUGCACCAUUUGUAAAGGCGCUUGUGGAUACCAGUUCUGGGGCUCCCCCAGUGAAGGAAUUCAUGGAUCGAUCAGAGAUGGCGGAUCGUACACAAAUGAAUGGAGCUCUCUACCAUUUCCACACCAUGGGUGACAGCUUGACGGCUAUGUCUAAGCUACCAAUGAAAUUAGAUCAUGUAGCGACUCCGGCCAAUGGGAAUGGUUUAAGUUCUACGUAUUGUCUUAAAUUUGACCAGAAGGCAGGUAUUCAUCCGUUACAGGACGGAAUGAAUGCAAUGUCCAUUCACUCCGCGAACUCCACAUCAGAUAAGACUGGGUCGAGCAGCCUUGUCACUCCGACCAAGACAAAUGAGACUCCACUUUCAACACCGUCUCCCAUUGUGUUGCCCACGGGUCCCAGACCAGGAAAUCCACAUUUUGGCCGUGCAGAUAAGAAGAAGAAGGACAUCAUAAUCACUCAAAUUGGCAUCAUUAGAAAUUCUGCUCGAAUCACCGAGCGCUUCACGGAGAAUGGAUAUCCGUACAAACAUACAUGUGCGGAUGAAUUCAAGCCUGGUGUGUACGACGUAGCUAGUGUCGUUGGCAAAAUGCCGGCAAAGGAUCGUGGUGAAUUUUGGGAAAAAAAUUGGAUCGAAAUUGAAGUUGACUUCCGUUCAGAGGAAGAAAUUGCUGGGACCAAUACUCAAGGUGAUGGACAAGAAACGUCUCCCAAAGACUACGACACAUUGCUCAAUUAUAUCGAUUACCUCGGUCCAGACUUUGCUGCUCAUGCCAAAUAUAUCUUCGUCAACAUUCUAUUUCCUUCCAUUGCCGAUACCAACCAAUCCAAAGUCAAUUCUUCCGUUUUAACUUGCCAGCAAACCCGCGAAUUUCAACACAUUGAGAGACUCGUAGCUAAAUUACAAUGUUUUCCAAACAUCAAGCGUUUGGAUGUCAUCUUGCAAACUCCUUCAAAUACCAAGAAGCCGCUAUCCAUACCUCAACUCAACUUGGUUCUCCCAUUUUACGACCUCGGUUUCACUAAUUGGAAUAUCAAGUGGAAGACGAGUUUCAUGACAAAGGCCGAGCCGGUGGGUGGAUGGCCUGUUCAUUAUCUUGACAAGGAGAGAAGUCGGCUACUGAGGGAGAGAGAACGAGUCAAGAAUGCUGUUUUUGUUAGGAAGAGCCAAUUUGUUACAUGAAGUUAUUCAUGGACUUGACCAGGACUCGCAGGGUCAGAGUUGUUGCCGGUCUUCUCCAUGAAAGCUUGUCAUAUGCGGUUGCUUACCGUAUUUAGCUCAUUCGAGCAUCUUUUCCAAUUUCCAUCAUCGUGCGCAACGGCAUAGCGUUGUUAUUACUUCAACAUUGGUUUCGAGAUAGUGAAAGGGAUUUUGCCUGACUACAAUGAUAAAAGUUACUUUCAUUCAAGCCCAACCGCAUCAAAUUCAAACACCCAGCGCAGUGACUAGUUGUC